AUGAAGCUCGACAUCCCUGCGGGGGACCUCGCUUUCUUGGUCACUGUCCUGAAGGAGACCAUAAAACAGCACCUGAAAGGUGGCAGGGAAUACAAGGUCGCAUCCUUUGCGUUGUCGAAUCAGGAUGCCGAAAAGUACAACGCCUUGAUCCCUCGUCUCGCCGACUUCUCCUUCGUUAAAGACCCCGAAAAGCCUGGCCGUAGCAACCUGCUCAUGUUGAUGCAGACAGCGUCUCCCUCUAAAGGCGAGAUAUACUUCAACAAACCACUCUUAGCCUCGGGUCAGGAGUUUAUGGUGCUCAUUUCGAACCAAGUAUUUUUACAAAACUUUGUCAUGCCUGCCAUGAUCGAAAAUGUCAAGAAGCAAGCCAAACAGAAAGACAAAGUGGCUAGUCAGAUCGCCGUCAAAUCUCUUUCAGAGCCGUACCUAUACCAAGUGUAUAACACCCAGGAUAUCAACCUCCAGAAAGAUCACGACCCUUGGAUUUCAUCGUUGACGGCCUCCGUUGAUACCACAGAAAAAGCACUCUGCUUUUAUUUAGAUGUGAAGGCUGAUGUCACAUUCGCCGGCUUCCGUGUGGAGACAUGGGACAAAAGCUGGCAGAAGUUCCAGAUCGAUGAAAAGCAGAAGAUCACUCUCAAGCAGACCAAGGAGGAUAAAGGCAAAUCGACGAAAGCAGAGCCUUGGGAGUGGCUAGUCGCGGCCGUGUCCUGGAUCACGCUGCUCAUUUUCGGCGUUAUGUAUGCGGUCGUGGAGAACAAGAAUCAGGACCUCGGUGGAACUGUCGUGGAGACUGCUCCGCUGGUCGUGCAGUGGCCCAACCAGAAGUAUGUCACGCUGAAGAGUAUCACUACACCGAACCAUGUUGUUCUCGACUUGAGUGUCCAGUUUUGA
Molecule: messenger RNA, 894 nt
Organism: Aspergillus oryzae RIB40
Lineage: Eukaryota; Fungi; Ascomycota; Eurotiomycetes; Eurotiales; Aspergillaceae
Exons: 1
Coding region: 1-894 (297 amino acids)
Source: RefSeq, a predicted model, not a curated record